Messenger RNA from Erigeron canadensis, 4009 nucleotides. RefSeq lists its product as uncharacterized. NCBI's taxonomy places the organism in Eukaryota, Viridiplantae, Streptophyta, Magnoliopsida, Asterales, Asteraceae. Bases 38 to 3445 code for a protein of 1135 amino acids. The record is from RefSeq and is a predicted model, not a curated record. The transcript is spliced from 10 exons.
UAAUUUAUUUAAUUAAUGUAGUGUAAUAAUAGUAAUAAUGCACCGGUGUAUAUCAAUAAUUAAAACCACCAUCAACCACCACCGGCGCCCCCGUCAUGUCUCCAAUGCCCUCUUUUCAUCUUCUCCUUCCGCCACCACUCACCUCCAUAAUCCCGUCAAAAAUCUCCAAAAUUCCGACCAACCUUCGCCGCCGCCACCUCCCGCCAUCCCCCACAAGCGUAAUCUCAAAUCUCGAAUAACCGUCACCGCAACCUUAAUCUCCGCCGCCGUUGCCGCCAUGGCAUUUAUCUUCAAAUCAAAUGAACAUAAUAAUUCAAAAAAUAAAAAUGUAUCAUACAAAGAUCUUAAUUUCGCAAUUGACCAGUCAAACAGAAUAUUCGAAACGGUUAGAGUUGUAACGGUUUUAUUAAAGUCGUUAAGUUCGGUUUUAACAAAUGUUAAUUAUGAAUUUGAAGUUAGGGUGGCUGCAUUGUUAGCCGAUAUCGUUGCGGCUGACGAAAGCCGCAGGGCUGCCAUUAUUGGUGGUGGCGGUUUCAUUGUUGAUUGGUUGUUGGAUUCCGUCGCGUUAAAUCGAGGAGGAAGUUACGCGGCUCAAGCGGAAUCCGCUCGUGCUCUAGCUUAUUUGAUUUCUGAUUAUAAUGUUGCUCAUUUUGUUUUGUCUAGACCUCAUGCGGUUCCGAAUUUAUUGAGGUUUAUAUUCUCUGCUCAUCCUCAUCCGCAGGAACAAAAUCAAAUGAGGCGUUUUGAAAUUGGUGAUCCGUUAAAAGGUAGGAGUAUGCUUGUUGCAGCAAUUAUGGAUAUUGUGACUUCACAUUGUGACAAUGUGGAUAAAGUUAAGUCGAAACCUAUGUUAUCGAAAAAAGCUGCAAUGAGAGAUAUUGAAGCUGCGCUACAGGUUCUUGAGGAAGGUGGGAUGUACUGGGGUGAAGGGGGUAGUGGUGAAGAGGGUAAAAAUGAUGGAACGGUGGUGAAGGGGAUUGGAGUGAAAAGGGUUUUGGGCUUUUCAGGAAGUCAUGGGUCGAUAGAGAUAGAGGAUUCUAGAGUUAAAGCUAGGAGUAAAACUAAAAGGGUGUUGUUUAACAAAAUAAAUGAUAAUUCACCAAAUUUUAUUCCCGGUUUAUGGGAUGAUUUGCAUUGUCAACAUGUUGCGGUCCCUUUUGCUGCAUGGGCUUUGGCAAAUUGGGCAAUGGCGUCAGAUGUGAAUAGGUCUCAUAUCCAAGAAUUGGAUCACGAUGGUCAUGCUGUCGUGACUGCUUUGGCUGCGCCAGAGAGAUCUGUAAAAUGGCAUGGAAGUUUAGUGGCUAGGUUUUUGUUAGAAGAUCGAGAUCUCCCUUCAGAUGAUUUUGUUUCUGAUUGGAGUUCCAGUCUUCUUUCUACCGUGUCCCAAGCAAGCAAAGGUGAGGAUGUUUGUUUGACCCGUGUGGCUUUGUCUGCAUUCUUGCUUUCACUUGAAAGAUGUCCCCGGGCUCAAGAGGAGGUUAUGGAAAAGAGUCUUUAUUUAAUGAGAGAAACUGCUAAAAGGAUGAAAAAACAUGAGUCUAUUCAAGAAGCAUUGGCAAAAGGUUUAGAAUCAUUGUGUACAGGUAACAUACAUUUGACUCUUGAUGAAGGCCAAAAGUGGUCAAGCAUUCUCCUUCGGUGGGUGUUUGGUAAUACUUCUUCUGAUGCUACUAGAUCAUCUGCUAUAAGAAUUCUUUCACAUAUUCUUGAAGACCAUGCACCAUCUUCAGUACCAAUAUCUCAAGGUUGGUUAACUAUCUUGCUGGGUGACAUUUUGAAAUGGAGGAUGUCAUCACUUAAAGGGAGUGCUCAACCAAAGGACAAAGUGAAGACUCAAAUCGACCAAGCAAAUAUUGCAUCUGGCACACAGGCUGCCAACCAGUUGGCUAUUGCUGUGGUUAACUUAGCAAUUAAUCAGCUUGGAACAGAAUCUUUAGAAGAUCUUUUGCGCAUUGAGCCCUUUGUUGUACCAUUUAAAAAGGUUAAAAAGGACAGUAAGCCCAAAGUGAAUGCUGCAGAUUCUGCACUGGCAACUCUUAAAGGGAUCAAAACUAUGUCUGAAAUAUGUAGUGAUGACACAAUUUGUCAGACCAGGAUAAUUGAUCACGGUGUAGUUUCAUUACUACGUCGACUCUUGUUAAGAGAUGAUUAUGAGAUAUUAGCUGCAAGGGAAGCAUACAACGCAUCAAAAAAUAUGAAAUCCAGUGAUCAUCAACCUGCAAGUGUUCCUGAUGUUCAUGAUCUAUCUAAAGUCCGUGUUCCACCUGCAGCACAUAUCCGCAGGCAUGCAGCUCGAUUCUUAACUGGUCUUUCGGUCCAUCCAAAAGUCAAAGAAUUCAUUUUAAAUGAUAAAGUUUGGUGUGAUUGGCUUGAAGAAUGUGCAAAUGGGAAAAUCCCAGGAUGCAAUGACCUCAAGACUCGAAGCUAUGCUAGAGCAACAUUGUUAAAUAUAUUUUGCAAUGAUUACGAUAUAGAUAGUGAUUCAGAAAGAAAACAUAGGUGUCCUCAUUUUACUGAGAUGAUCUACUUAAUCAACCCUGAUCUAUCUCACUGGAAAUAUCCUAUAAAAGAAAGGCAAAAAUCUGCUGCCAAGACACCAUUGGAUAACAGUGGAUGCGUGAGUCAUUCAGAUCCUCCACUUGAUGUUGUGUUUGUUCAUGGUUUGCGCGGUGGUCCAUUUAAAUCUUGGCGGUUAUCUGAGUGCAAGUCAUCAUCUAAAUCUGGUCUUGUAGAAAAGAUUGACGAAGAAGCAGGGAAGCAAGGCACUUUUUGGCCUGCCGAAUGGCUUUCUUCUGAUUUUCCUCAGGCCCGUUUGUUUAGUCUUAAGUACAAGACGAAUCUUACACAGUGGUCUGGAUCAAGCUUGCCCCUUCAGGAAGUUAGCUCCAUGCUAUUGGAAAAGCUAAUCACUGCAGGCAUUGGAGAUCGACCAGUUGUAUUUGUAACUCACAGCAUGGGGGGUUUGGUUGUCAAGCAGAUGUUGCACCAGGCUAGGACAGAAAAGAGAGAUGAUAUUGUCAAUAACACCAUUGGAGUGGUGUUUUAUAGCUGCCCACAUUUUGGUAGCAAGCUUGCAGAUUUGCCUUGGCGAAUGGGUUUUGUUCUGAGGCCUGCACCAACGAUAGGAGAAUUGAGAAGUGGUUCGCCAACAUUAAUAAAGCUUAAUGAUUUUAUCCGUCAUUUACAUAAAAAAGGGUCUCUUGAUGUUCUCAGUUUUUGUGAGACUAAAGUAACUCCAAUUGUUGAAGGUUAUGGGGGUUGGGCCUUCAGAUUGGAAAUAGUUCCAAUUGAAUCUUCAUAUCCUGGAUAUGGGAAUUACGUAGUGUUAGAGUCAACAGAUCAUGUAAAUUCAUGUAAGCCCAUAAGCAAAAGUGACCCUUCUUAUCAUGAAACUUUGCAUCUUUUACAUAAACUUAGAGCAUGUAUCCAUGAAAGAACAACCUAGACAUCCAUGUACAGUCAUCAAACCUUGUAAGUAUCCAUGUACAUAUUACUGGUCCCUGAAGCUGUUAAGAUGGUUGUGCUGCUGCUGCUCAAGUUGUACCACUACCAUUUUGAGCAACUGAUACAGUGACACCAUGCUAAUUUACAGAGGGUAGUAGCCGGUUCAUAUAGUCAUUGCUUCUGCCAUUGUUUGAGAAUAGAUAUAGCUUUAUAAACCAUUGAGAUGACAUAUUUAACCCUGCCAAUUUCUAUCAGGCAUUGGGUUAUACUUUAUUUUUACCCCAUAUUGCCUUCUUCGUAUAUUUUAGAGGAAGGGCUGCUGCUGGGAAUGUUACUGACUUACUGCAACACAUAUUAGUAGCGUAAUGUAAAUAUAUCUUCGUUGAACAGCUAACAAGUGAACCAGAUGUUCCAUUUUGCAACGCAUCUAAUGGUUGUGUUUUUGUAGUAUAUAAAGGUAUUUAGAGAACUUUUAUUGUAUAUGGGAAAACCCUUGGUGGGACUGCUGUAAUAUAUCAAACCAAUUGAUGGUUUAUAUACUGAAUUACCAAAGUCAUGAUAUGUA